Messenger RNA from Tetrahymena thermophila SB210, 1557 nucleotides. Its product is annotated as MAC/perforin domain protein. Lineage: Eukaryota; Ciliophora; Oligohymenophorea; Hymenostomatida; Tetrahymenidae. The record is from RefSeq and is a predicted model, not a curated record. The transcript has a single exon.
AUGAAUAAAAGACAGAAGACUGUUUUUCUUGUUUUUAUUUUACUCAUUGGUUAAUGCUAAGCUGGGUAUCUAAGAGGAUAAGACUAGACUAUACUUUGGAAUAAUACUAUUGAUCCAGCUUCUAUUGGCUAUAUUCCUAAUGUUUAGUAUCUAGGAUCCGGAUACAAUAUUUAUUUUGCCAAUCCUCAUUCUACUACAGGACUUGACCCUGGAUUUACAAACUCUGGCAUUCUUGAAUUAGAUUAUAACAAUAAUCUAUGGACUAAUAUUAAUCCAGAUCGCUCUUAUUACGUCCCCGAUAAUGUAAGCUUAACUGUAGAAAAAAGCUGCAUUGUUUCAUUUUAAUCUUAAGAAGUAAAUUCACUUUCUUAAUACAGAGAUAGUUUGUCUUCUUCUGUGCAAUUCUAAGCUAAAUAUUUUGCAGGAAAGUUUUCAGCUAGUUCAGACUAUUAAGAAGUCUAAGAUGGACUUAAUUCUGCCAAUAUUUAAUAUAUAGAGUCUUAGGCUAGGUGCUCGAUAUUUUAACUUGAUGUGUACAAUAGUCCUUCUUAAAAUGCUUAACUUACUCCUUAACUCUAGUAAGCUUUGUUUACUUUAGCUUUUAACUAAACAUCUUAAAAUGAUUACUAUGAUUUUAUUGAUACUUGGGGUACUCAUGUUGUAACUUCGGUUAACCUUGGUUCUCGUUUUGGAUACAAAUAUCAAAUGGAUAAGUAUCAAUCUAAUUAGCUAACUUAAUAAGGAGUAAAUUUAUCAGUAAGUGCUUCUUAUUUCAGCUCUUCUGGAUCCGCUUCUGGUGCAUACAACUAGACUUAAAUACAAAAUUUUACUCAAGCAAUGACUAGCUGGUCUUCUUACUCUAUAGGAGCUACCCCUGAUGCAAAUUAAGACCCUUUAUCAUGGGCAUAGCAAACUCUCGACACUCCUAUGCCAAUUAAUAUCUCAAUUUUAUCAUUUGAUGACUUUUUGAAUAAAUUCUCUUUUUCUGUUAACGGAUUAACUUCUUCAUAGUUAAAUACAGUUAUUAGUAAUUUGAGUUAAUAUCUAUAAACUUACUGUGCUAAUAGAUUGUUAGUAAAUGGUAAAAUUGAUGCUUGCGCAGAUUAAGAAGUGUCAAGUUCUUAAAUAUUCUAAUACUCAAAUAAUACCUUUAAAAUUUAAAACUUUUUAAGUAAUAACUACAUAUAAGGUUAAAAUGGAUAGAAUAUUACUAGUGCAGUAUUAUUUACUAAAAACCCUAAUAUAAAUAUUGCACAACCUGAUUUCUAAUAAUUUAAAAUGCAAAUAUAAUCAUCUAACACAGUUUCUUUCAUCUAAAAAUAAGGAGGAGAGUGCAUUACAUAUUCAAGUUCAUAAAAUAAUUCAACCUUAACUUUGCAAAGCUGCAACGGUUCCUAAAAUUAACAAUUUUAAGUUAUUGAUAUUGCCCCAUCUCUUUUUUACAUUAAAUCAACAAUGAAUAACUUAUACUUCACAAGCUAAGGAUCAUAUUUCUAAAUGUAAUAGCUACAAAGUUGCUUAGGAUGCUAAGUUUUUAAUUUGGCAUAUAUUAUAUGA